Messenger RNA from Gaeumannomyces tritici R3-111a-1, 3096 nucleotides. RefSeq names its product glycerol kinase. The transcript has 2 exons. Lineage: Eukaryota; Fungi; Ascomycota; Sordariomycetes; Magnaporthales; Magnaporthaceae. Gene Ontology annotation, biological process: triglyceride metabolic process; glycerol metabolic process; glycerol-3-phosphate biosynthetic process. The coding region runs from base 1108 to 2931 and encodes 607 amino acids. Gene Ontology annotation, cellular component: mitochondrion. The record is from RefSeq and is a predicted model, not a curated record. Gene Ontology annotation, molecular function: glycerol kinase activity.
GGGGGUCAGCACUGAGAGAGCAGGCGCACGUCUGGAUAUGUGGGUGCCCAUCCGAACAGCCGGUGCCCAUCCGAACAGCCGCUAGGCACAGGCACAACAGGCACAAGGCAGGCAGGCACGCAGGCACACACAGUGGGUGCGUGGAGAUCGAUCGAUCUUCACAAGCUUUUUUUCUUCUCUCCCUCCCUCGCCUUUCGCUCACCCUGUCCCCGACGCGCGCCACAUCCCCUCACCUGAGACGGCGGGCACCUACUACCCAGGUAGUGCAUAUCUCUGUGCCUCCAUACUCGGAGCUGCUCUGUCGAGCUAGGCUGUCAGCGGACCAUCCCGAACAAUUUCUUUGCGGUCCGCCAGGCUUUUGUGUGAUAAAACACACUCGGCCUCCUCCCGUCUUUCCCUCUCGGUCCCCUUUUCUCUUGCUACUCCGAUGAAGAAGUCCCUCAACUCCUGUUCUUUCUACUCAUCCUCCCCCUCCUCCUCCUCCUCCUCCUUUUUCGCGCCUUCUAUAUCGCAGCCAGGCGUUGUGUCCCUCCCUCACUCUCCUGCUUCACCACUUCCUCCCAGUCCUUGGCUUAUCCACACACCCACCCACACUUGGCCGCACGCCCACACCCGCGCCUCUGGAUAUCGGCAGACAGCACCACCACCCCCGCAGCAGCUCGACCCGAGUGUCUAUCCGCGCCAUAACCGCACCGUCGGCCUGUGCGCCGUCUCAGCCGCCUGGGUUAGUCUGCUUCGUCCAGUCGUUUGCUGAAGCCGGGGCGGCAGGGCCUUCUCCUCACACGCCAGCCAACCUGCCGAGCCUCCAACGAUAAUAAUAAUACCCCGCCCUGGCAGCAAGCUCAGAAGCUACCUCGCAUCCCGCUCGCCCUCCCGCUCCCGCCAGUGCCAUCACAUAUCGCGCAAAUCACGCGCUUGUUUGGUACCGUCAGCGGCGGCAAAAACAUCACACCCUCUUCAUCCUUCUCUUUUCAGCUUCCUGUUCGGGUAAUCCGAACAACGCCAUCCCCCUCGUUGGCACACUUCUUUAGCCGCUCUACCUCGUCAUCUUUCUCUACCUCCACAUCCUCCUCAUCCUCUGCAAGACCAUCCUAUUCAUCAUCCAACAUGAGCUCAGCCAUCGCAUUACAGGUGGCCGCACCGCCGGCGAGUGUUGGUCGAGAGACAAAGCGCCCUCGUAUAAUAGAGCCCGAGGUCGUUGAAGCUGUGGUGCUCAAGGACACGAUUGCAGACAUUGUCCCGGAGAUUGAGGUGGUGCAGGUUGAGAACGCUGCAGUGGCCCAACAUGUCGAGAAUGUUGCGCAGCCCCGGGAGGCGCAACCUGUAGUCCAAGAUACGGAAGGCGAGGUCUUUGUGGGCAGUAUAGACCAGGGGACGACCUCGUCGCGCUUCAUCAUAUUUAACCGCCAGGGGGAGCCGGUCGAGGGCCACCAGAUCGAGUUCGAGAACCUGUAUCCCGAGUCCGGGUGGCACGAGCACGACCCGCUUGAGCUGCUCUCAUCGGUCGAGGAGUGCAUCGAGCAGACGAUGCGCAAGUUCUCGGCGUCCCGGCCUGGCGCCUCGGUGCGCGCGGUUGGCAUCACGAACCAGCGCGAAACGACAGUCGUGUGGGAUUCCGUCACGGGCGAGCCGCUGUACAACGCCGUGGUCUGGCCCGACACGCGGACGGGCGGGCUCGUGCGAGAGCUCCGCGCGCGGGAAGGCAGCGCCGACCUGCUGCAGCUCUGUGGCCUGCCGCUGUCGACCUACCCCAGCUCCGUGAAGCUGCUGUGGCUGCUGCGCAACGUCGAGGCCGUGAGCCGCGCCUACGAGGAGGGUCGCCUCGCCUUCGGCACUGUCGACUCGUGGCUCAUCUACCGGCUCAACGGCGGCGCAAAACCGCCUGGCGGCAGGGGUCCCGUGCAUGUCACGGACGGGACCAACGCGAGCCGUACCAUGUUCAUGAACCUGCGAGAUAUGAGCUACGACGACAAGCUGCUCGGAUUUUUCGGCAUCGACCCGGCCAAGGUGCAGCUGCCCCGGAUCGUGCCCUCGGCGCACCCCACGUCGUUUGGCCAGAUGGCUUCGGGGCCCCUGGCCGGCGUGCGCAUCGCGGGGUGCCUGGGAGACCAGAGCAGCGCCGUGGUGGGACAGUGCGCCUUCGAGGCGGGCCAGGCCAAAAACACGUACGGCACCGGCUGCUUCCUACUGUAUAACGUAGGGCCGGAGCCCGUCAUAUCAAAGUCCGGGCUCCUGGCCACCGUCGCCUUCGACUUUGGGCCGGAGCUGGGCGGGCGCGCGUACGCGCUCGAGGGCAGCAUCGCGGUCGCCGGCAGCGGCGUCAAGUUCCUGCAAGGGAACCUGGGCUUCGCCAAAGAGUCGGCCGAGAUAACGGCACUGGCCGAGGGUGUCAAGGACAACGGCGGGGUCGUGUUUGUCACGGCCUUUAGCGGCCUGUUUGCACCGUACUGGAUCGACGAUGCUAAGGGGACAUUAUUUGGCAUCACACAACACACACAAAAGGGGCACAUCGCCCGGGCGACCCUCGAGGCGACAUGCUUCCAGACCAAGGCCAUCUUGGACGCGAUGGAGCGCGAUAGCGGGCACAGGCUCGGGUCGCUGGCGGUGGACGGCGGACUGUCCAACUCGGACCUGUGCAUGCAGACGCAGGCGGACAUCAGUGGGAUAUCGGUCGACCGGCCGGCGAUGCGGGAGACGACGGCGCUGGGGGCGGCCAUCGCGGCCGGGCUCGCGACUGGGGUGUGGAAGGGGCUCGGGGACCUCGCCGAGGUCGGGCGCAAGAACAGGCGGCUGUUCGAGCCUAGCAAGGCCAAGGGCAACCGCGCGCGCUUCAAACGCAUGUUCGCCAAGUGGGAGCAGGCCGUCGAGAUGAGUCGGGGCUGGGUCAGGGAGGAGCACGAGGCGGACGAGGCGGAUGAGGAUGAAGAAUAGCACGAGGUACGAACAGACAUGAAUUGAUGGCUGGAAAGGGUUUGGCGUCGGUGGUUAUAGGGGGCUACUUUGCAAUACAAGCUGGAAACAUUCUUGUACUGUAAAGAGGCACCAUGGCCUACUGCAAAGAUGGACCGUGUUCAUGCAUGGUGUCCCCGAAGCCCG